Molecule: messenger RNA, 1139 nt
Organism: Monopterus albus (swamp eel)
Lineage: Eukaryota; Metazoa; Chordata; Actinopteri; Synbranchiformes; Synbranchidae
Product: 3-oxoacyl-[acyl-carrier-protein] reductase FabG
Exons: 8
Coding region: 22-870 (282 amino acids)
Molecular function (GO): oxidoreductase activity
Source: RefSeq, a predicted model, not a curated record
UUCUUCAUAUUUGAGCGCCUGAUGCGUCACAUUACGUCAUCAUUAGUGGAUUCACGAGUGACUUCAGACCAUAUGUCUUCAGGUGACGCAUUUAAAGUGUCUUCUCUUAGGGGAAAAGUGGCCCUGAUAACCGGUGCCAGCUCGGGCAUCGGGGCAGGUACCAGCGUCCUGUUCGCCAAACUCGGAGCUCUGCUGGCUCUCCACGGACGCGAUGUGGACAACCUGAACAAAACAGCCCAACAGUGCACCAACUGUGGCGCUUCUCAGCCCUUGCUCAUUCCCGGAGACCUGACUGAUGAGGAGACAGUGAAGAAGACAGUGGAGCAAACCAUCGCUCACUACGGCCGGCUGGAUGUUCUGGUCAACAGUGCUGGUAUCCUGGCCAUGGGCAGCAUCGAGACAGCAGACCUGGCUCAGUACGAUAAGGUCAUGAACAUUAAUGUCAGAUCCGUAUACCACCUGACUCAGCUUUGUGUGCCCCACCUGAUCAAGACCAAAGGCUCCAUUGUCAAUGUAUCCAGUAUCAAUGGACAGAGAUCGUUCAGUGGUGUGUUGGUCUAUUGCAUGUCCAAGUCUGCAAUUGACCAGUUCACCCGCUGUGUAGCACUUGAGCUGGCACCAAAGCAAGUCCGAGUGAACUCUGUCUGCCCUGGUGUGAUCGUCACAGAUAUCCACAAGAGAGCAGGACUGGAUGAGGAGCAGUAUGCUCAGUUUCUUGCCAAAUGCAAGCAGACCCAUGCCCUGGGCCGACCUGGUCAGGUGGAGGAAGUGGCCCACAGCAUCGCCUUCCUGGCAUCGGACGCUGCCAGCUUCAUUACUGGAGUCAACCUACCUAUUGAUGGAGGGCGCCACGCCAUGUGCCCAAGAUAAGAACAUGUACCAUAUUAUUAACAUAAAGCAGUCUGCUAAUAUAGUGCCAAUAUAGUCCAAACCUGCCUUUUUUUUCCAACUUGAAUAAGGCUGCACUUGACAGAAACCCCCUGCUAUCCCAGAAAUUGAGCAAAGGGAAAAGCUGCAAAAAAAAAAAAAAGUACUUCAAGGAGACAACUUUCUCUAUGCUUACAAUGGUGGUAGGUCAGGGGCCUAUUUCAAGAAGGCGGUUUUGUCGAAACUCAGAGUUUGUUAACCCCGAAAUGAGG